Thunnus maccoyii (southern bluefin tuna) is the source of this 1472-nucleotide messenger RNA. RefSeq names its product centrosomal protein 44 (gene cep44). Lineage: Eukaryota; Metazoa; Chordata; Actinopteri; Scombriformes; Scombridae. The coding region runs from base 115 to 1149 and encodes 344 amino acids. The record is from RefSeq and is a predicted model, not a curated record. The transcript is spliced from 11 exons. Gene Ontology annotation, cellular component: centrosome; spindle pole.
AGCCAAUCCUGCGUGUCGCUCAUCACCCGGCAGAAACAAAAUAACGUCUCUAGCCGACUUAGCCAUAAAGAAGUCUAUUUUUGGGUCAUUGGGCUUUUUCUACAGAGGUUUAAGAUGCUGCCUACUGGAGAUGUGCAAGGCUGUCUUCGUAAACUGGAAACUCUCCUGCGGGUAAUAAAGUACCCAGGACAUGUCGACUACAGUGGCCUUUCAAAAGGAGAUCCCUUAGCUUUUCUACCAAUAGUGAGCUUCACCUUGACCUCCUUCUCUCCACCUUUUGCUGAGCAACUAGUGGAAGCCGGAUUGGAGCUGACUGGCAAAACGGACCUCAGAUUCACUGACACUCUUUAUAAGGUUUUACGAGAUAUCUUCCACUAUAAGCCCAUACUGUCCAAGCAGCAGUUCCUCCAGUGGGGUUUCUCUCAAAGAAAAAUCUCUGUCAUCUGUGACAUCAUUAACUUGGUCCUGCAGAGACAUAAUCAAAUGAAGAAGCCCAGAGUCAGAUAUCCUGCCUCAUACAAGGACGGCAGAAGAGAAGCUUAUCCAACACUGACUGAUUCGAACACUGUGUCCGACAGGCCAUUUGUGUUGAAUCAUAGAGAAAAUCCAUCUGUAUUUCCCCAAUCCUUUCGAAAGGAAGUAUUCUCCUCCCAUAAUGUUACCGAUGCCUCUCAUAAUGAAGUACAUGCUUCCAAUUCUGUUGAAAAUGGGAUUACAGAGCUGGCAGGAGGGGAGGAGGACAAGGAUGAUGUUCUACACUCCCCAGAGGUGGAAGGGAGGCUCUCAGCAUUGGACGCUCAACUGGGGAGUCUCCAUGUUGGGCUAGACAGGCUCAGUGCCCUGGAGAAACGCCUGGAGGAGCUUGAGAGUCGGAGUAACAAAGAUGAGAAUGAAGGACAGGUCAUCACCAUCUCCAGAGAGAGCUGGGAAAAUCUGAUGAGCAGAGUCCUGCUAUUGGAAACUAAACUGGAACUGAACAAUACACAGUCCCAUGUCCCACCGUCAUCUACCUCAUCUUAUUCUACCAGCACCAUGUCUGAUACGUCACAGGAGGAUCUGAAAGACAGGCUAGAGAGGAUCACCAACAUGCUGAAGAGUACCUCCAGUCUGCUGAAGAACACUGAAUCCUCCACAACACCCUGCAAAUAAAUGAUGAUAAAUGAUCCUCGUUAAAGUUCAUUAAUGUAAUACCACAUCACACUUUUCCAAUUCCUUAUUAAACCAUAAUUACUAACGUUCUCUACCUGUCAGCUUACUUUAUAGCUUUUCUAACAAGCUACUUUUAGACAAAACGUUACUCCUACAGGUGUUUAUAACUUAAGUCUCAAGGGAAAUUACUGUGAGGAAGAAAUACUGUCACCAGAGGAAAAUCCAUAUGAAAGGAGGAAGGCCUCUGCUGAGAGAACACUAGAUGAUUUGAUUUCCAUUGUGUUUGUCCUCCACAAUUAAAGGCUUUAUUCUUAAAACUGCAA